Girardinichthys multiradiatus is the source of this 4203-nucleotide messenger RNA. It is a transcript of the gene trpc4b, whose product is annotated as transient receptor potential cation channel, subfamily C, member 4b. The record is from RefSeq and is a predicted model, not a curated record. NCBI's taxonomy places the organism in Eukaryota, Metazoa, Chordata, Actinopteri, Cyprinodontiformes, Goodeidae. Gene Ontology annotation, molecular function: store-operated calcium channel activity; protein binding; inositol 1,4,5 trisphosphate binding. Bases 715 to 3303 code for a protein of 862 amino acids. Gene Ontology annotation, biological process: regulation of cytosolic calcium ion concentration; calcium ion transmembrane transport; manganese ion transport. The transcript is spliced from 11 exons. Gene Ontology annotation, cellular component: cation channel complex; membrane.
UCCUGUGCAUUUUAGGGCAUACCCCCAAGAGACUUUUUUUCUUGUUUUGAGGUGCUCUAGCAUUGUGCCAAAUUUCAGAUCUGUACGACUUACGGUUCGGGCUAUCUCACGUUUGGGGGCGUGGCUACGUGGUUAGGCCACGCCCAUUGAUGACGACAUUAAGGAUCAAGAAUUUUCGUUGGGGGACAAUUUUGGGUAAAAGCGUGUGCAUCUAGGGUCUUGGCAAAGUCCCCAUAUUGCCCCGCAAAGACGCAACGGAAAAAACAAAGAAUAAUAAGAAUUCGAGCGAUUACAAUAGGCUCUUGCAGUUUUCCUGCACGGGCCUAAUAAAACAUUCAAAAACGUUAUGUCGUACUUGCGAAAACAAAGAGAUGAACAGUUCUAGUUUUAUUAUUCAUUGGCCGUAGGUUGUCUAUAACAAGAGAGGCAGACUGAAGGGGCGUUGGUGCCCGUUCAUUCACUUUCAGCAGCCUAGAGCGGAUGUGUCACUUGGAUCCACACUGCAGUACUGGACGUGUCAAUUUAACAGGAACAAUAUAGAUAAUUGGUAACUCGACCGAAGGGUUGGGAUGGAGCAGUGGAUAUUACAUGCUACAGGCGAUUUGAUGAAGGUUUGAAUGAUGAAAGAAGGACCUGUGAACUUCCUUGUCUGAGAAAAGUAUUCCAACGAGAUUCAUCUACAUCAUCCACAGAGCAACAGGAGAGGGAUUCAAAAUGGCUCAGGUAAUUUACAAAAAAACGGACAACGCCACAUACAAUGAUCGACUCCCACUGCGGAUUGUGCGGGCUGAGGCUGAGCUCUCUCCCAUGGAGAAAGUCUACCUGGGGGCGGUUGAAAGAGGGGACUAUGCCAGUGUAAAACAAGCGCUGGAUGAGGCUGAGAUCUACUUCAGGAUCAACAUCAACUGCGUCGACCCUCUGGGCCGCACGGCUCUUCUUAUUGCCAUUGAAAACGAGAACCUGGAGAUCAUCGAGCUCUUGCUCAGCUAUAAUAUACAUGUGGGUGAUGCCCUGCUGCACGCCAUUCGUAAGGAAGUAGUGGGGGCCGUGGAGCUGCUUCUCAAUCACAAGAGGCCACGUGGAGACAAACAGAUCCCCCCAAUCCUAGUGGAAAGACAGUUUUCAGACUUCACUCCAGACAUUACUCCAAUCAUCCUUGCAUCUCAGACUAACAACUAUGAGAUCAUCAAACUGCUUCUUCAGCGAGGUGUUUCCAUACCUCAGCCACACGCUGUGCGCUGCAAUUGUGUGGACUGCAUGUCCAACUCAGAUGUGGACAGCCUCCGUCACUCACGCUCCCGUCUUAACAUCUACAAGGCCCUCUCCAGCCCGUCUCUCAUUGCCCUCUCCAGUGAAGAUCCAUUCCUAACAGCUUUUCAGCUUAGCUGGGAGCUGAAGGAGCUCAGCACAGUGGAGAAUGAGUUCAAGUCAGAGUACGAAGAGUUGUCCCGUAUAUGCAAACAAUUUGCAAAGGACCUUCUGGACCAGACUCGAAGCUCUAAGGAGCUGAAUAUAAUUCUCAACUACCGUGAUGACACCAAUCCUCUGAUGGCUGCGAACACCAAUGACCUAGCUCGUUUGAAACUGGCAAUCAAAUAUUCCCAGAAGGAGUUUGUUGCCCAGCCCAACUGCCAGCAGCUUCUUGCAUCUCGGUGGUAUGAUGAAUUCCCAGGUUGGAGGAGGCGUCACUGGGCAGUGAAGCUUGUCACCUGUGUCUUUAUUGGCCUCCUCUUUCCAUUGUUUUCUAUCUUCUACUUGAUAACUCCAAAGAGUCGCUAUGGCCAGUUCAUCCGUAAACCUUUUAUUAAGUUCAUCUGCCACACUUCUUCCUACUUGACUUUUCUCCUCCUGCUCUUCUUGGCCUCACAGCAUAUUGACUCUAGUGACCCAGACUGUCGGGCAGCCAACUUUCAGGGCCCAGCACCCACCACUGUGGAAUGGAUGAUCCUGCCUUGGGUGAUUGGUUUCAUAUGGGCUGAGAUCAAACAAAUGUGGGAUAGUGGUUUAAAGGACUACAUGGAUGAUUGGUGGAAUAUAAUGGACUUCAUUAUGAACUCCUUGUAUCUUGCCACCAUUUCUCUAAAAAUUGUUGCAUACACAAAGCACAGAGGAUACAAGCCAAGAGACAGCUGGGAAAUGUUGCACCCCACGUUGAUAGCAGAGGCAUUAUUUGCCAUUGCUAACAUCUUCAGCUCCCUACGUCUGAUCAAUCUUUUCACUGCCAACUCACACUUGGGUCCUUUACAGAUUUCACUGGGCCGGAUGCUUCUGGACAUCCUCAAAUUUCUGUUCAUCUACUGUCUCGUCCUUUUGGCUUUUGCCAAUGGCCUUAAUCAGCUCUAUUAUUAUUAUGCAACGGAUGGUGUAAAGGACUGCAAAGGUAUUCGCUGUCAACCUCAAAAUAAUGCCUUUUCAACGUUGUUUGAAACACUGCAGUCAUUAUUCUGGUCUGUGUUUGGCCUCAUUGCUCUCCAUGUGACCAAUGUAGAAGCAAACCAUACAUUCACCAAAUUUGUGGGCACUACCAUGUUUGGCACCUACAAUAUCAUCUCCCUGGUAGUGCUUCUGAACAUGCUAAUUGCAAUGAUGAACAACUCCUACCAGCUUAUUGCUGAUCAUGCAGACAUAGAAUGGAAAUUUGCACGAACAAAAUUAUGGAUGAGCUAUUUUGAAGAAGGCGGGACUUUACCAUCUCCAUUCAAUAUAAUACCAAGUCCAAAAUCAGUAUAUUAUCUACUUAAGUGGAUAAAAACAAAUUUGUUCAAGAAAACAAGCAAACAAUCAUUUGACACAUUUGAAACUUUGGGGAUGCGGGCAGCAGAAAAUGUCAGAUUAAAUCAUGAAUAUCAGAAUGUUUUGAAGUGCCUUGUAAAGCGGUAUGUUGCUGCAAUGAUCAGAGAUGCCAAAACCGAAGAAGGAUUGACAGAGGAAAACUUCAAGGAGCUUAAGCAAGAUAUCUCCAGCUUCCGCUAUGAAGUUUUGGGAAUGAUGAAAACUAAACCUCACUGUGGGGGAACAAGUCCUGUUGCAAGUACAACGUUGGCAUACCCUGGAAAUUCCUUCAAAUAUUGUCGUAAAUCUGCUGCAAAUGAGCGUCAAAAUAAGUCACGCAUGUUGGAUGCAAAGUCCCCCACCGUCCUCCAAAGUAAAGCUGCCAACACUACCAACUCUUCAUGCUCAAAUGAUCAAAGCAAUUUUUCUGUUAUUGUAUGGAGUUCGGAAAAGUGUGAGAGCGAAAUAUCAAAAGAGCAGUCAAACCCUGAGUGCUCUGAGACAGAACCAAAUCUCUUUUCUAAAAUGUGAUGAAACAAACUCCUUGUCUGGGGCAUGUGGUGGACAAAACAAAGACCAACCUUAAAGUGGGAAAGUAGAGGUGGAAGUCUUACAGAAAGUGAACACAAACAUUCAGGAAAUAGAGUUUUCUUGUGCCGUCCCUUCCAAGGAAGUGAUAAAUGGUCCAAAAAAAGUAAAAAAAAUCUGGAAGAAAGUGAAAUACAGCAAAAGAAAACAGUGGGUCAAAUCUUAAAACAUGUAAUCAUUAUUUACCUAAUCUUAAUAUUUUAAAGAAGCUAGUGACAGUCAACUACUGCAGUAGAUAAACUCUGAAUUUAAAAAUUAUACAAUGUUGCAUUCUAUAAGUCAUGUAAAGGCCCAAUAGUUUUUAUUUAUUUGUUUAUUUUUUGUCUUUAUGAGCAACAAGAUUGCUCACUUAAUGCUCAGGGAAUUGAAGUGUAAACAGAUUUGUUAUUCAGCUCUUACCUUAAGCAACUCACACAAAACAGUUUAAAUAUCUGUCUGCCUUUCUUACACUCCUCCACUGACCUAUCCUCUCACUGUGACCUAUAAAAUACUCUCUUUAUCUAGAAAAAUAGUAUUACACCUGACAUGUUAUUUUGGAUUCAAUUAAUUAUGCAAGAAUAUCUGAAUAAUCUACAUAGUUGACAGUAAGCAUAUAAACCCCAGAUGUAUCCACUAUCAAAGCUAAUUUGAUGUUUAAUUUAGUCAUUAGCUUCUAAAAUUGUUAAGGUAUGUACAAAUUUUGAGAUUUGUUUCAGGAUGUACUUUUUAAACGUCUGCUAUGUUAUCAGCGUUUUAUAUUUUGCAGCCUAACGUGCUUAUAAAAUGUAUUUCAUUGCUUUGACAACUUUUACUACUCAUGAGAUAUAUUAAAAAUACUUGCUAAUAAAAUAAAUUCAAAUGUUA